AUGGCAGCCCGGGUUCCCAUCGGCUGCUGCUGCAGCAGACUGCAGCACUGGAGCAGCAGCAAGCUUCAAACCCUUGCUGCUGCUGCUGCUGCUACGGCCCAGCAGCAGCAGCAGCUGCAGCAGCAGCCGCGUCAAUUGCAGCAGCAAUUACAGCAGCAGCAACAGCAUCAGCUGCAGCAGCAGCAGCAGCAGCAGAGGAGGCACUUCUCUCGCUUUACGUCUGGAGGGAUGGGCCGCGCUGCUAGGGUUUCGCAAACCCUAAACCCUAAACCCUCGUCGCAAGCCGCAAACCCUAAACCCUCGACGGAGUCACCAGCCCUGCAGCAGCCGCCUUCUGGCCGCAUGAGCCGGACUCGGGCUGCCGGUACCGGCAUUGACGCCUUCUGGGACCCAACGGCGAAGGUCGAGGGUUUGGAGUCGCAAGUGGCAGCAGACUUUGAAGAGUUCACACAGCUAGUGGGGGCAGCAGAGGCCCGCAGGCAGCGGCUGCUGCUGCGGCAGUCUCUUCGAAGGGCCCAAAAGCUGCACGACCCUUUGAGCAGCGAACACGCGCAGUACUUUGGCCAGAUCGAGUCGGAGGCACCCCCUUUGCCGCUGGACCGGCCAGAGCGUUUUUGGGACCCCAAAGAAAACCUCCGCAGAGCUUUGAAGAACAAGAACUUGCCCAUUACCUGGAAAGACGUGCACUUGCUGGGCCACUUCAUCAGCAGCACGGGUUUGCUGCUGCCGCGGCGGCUCACUUUUGCUUCUCGACUGCAGCAGCGGUUUAUUUACAAAGCAGCAGCAGCAGCAAGAAGAAUGGGCCUUUUUCCUUACGACCGCCGCCCCAAAAGCAGCAGCAGCAUGCCUGUCAUGGACCCCCUGCAGGUUCCUCCAGCUGCAGGCCCAGCUGACUAA
Messenger RNA from Eimeria tenella, 897 nucleotides. Its product is annotated as ribosomal protein S18 domain containing protein, putative. Bases 1 to 897 code for a protein of 298 amino acids. Gene Ontology annotation, molecular function: structural constituent of ribosome; small ribosomal subunit rRNA binding. The transcript is spliced from 6 exons. The record is from RefSeq and is a predicted model, not a curated record. Gene Ontology annotation, biological process: translation. Gene Ontology annotation, cellular component: mitochondrial small ribosomal subunit; ribosome. NCBI's taxonomy places the organism in Eukaryota, Apicomplexa, Conoidasida, Eucoccidiorida, Eimeriidae.